AUGGACACUCAGUUUUUCUCCCCGUUGCUGGGAGCAGUCCAGCCCCCCACGCCUCCGGAGCCCUCCCGGCUGGGCAGCGACUGGCCGGGAUGUGCCGAGGAUUUUGGAUCCCAAACUGGCUUCCAGGAGUGUCCAAAAAAAAGGGCACCAAUAAAUCUUUCUUACUCUGGCAAUGGCCCUGAUGUGUUUGGGUUGGUGUCAAGCAUUUUGGAGGAGCCAAACAAGGCAGAACCAGCUACAGAUUGGAAUUCUCUCUCAAGAUUGUUUCCCCCUGUGUGGGCACCUGAUCUGGGCAGCAACGGGGAGUUCCCAGGGCUCCCAGCUCAGCACCGUGUCCAAAACAAGGAUUUUCCCAACUUGCUGGGCACCAGCUGCCACCAGGAGCCCCUGCAGGAACCUCCUGAGGUGGAGAUGCUGCACAGAGGCUUGGGAGACCUUCAGCUCCUCGAGUCUUGGCUCUCUCCCCGUGCUCAUCCCGGCAAUGCCUACCUCGAGAAUCCCUCUUUGCAGAGCAGCGCCACAGCUCCCCGGGAAGGGUUUUCCUUCCCAAACUGGAGCUGGAAUUUGUGCUCUUACGACCGCGGGAGGUUAAACGGCGGCGAUGAAAAAUGCGGUUUUAGCCCUUUUUCUCCUCGGAACGGGAUGAAGGAAAGCCCCAGCGUCCAGAAGGAGUUUUGGAAAAGCGAAAGAGCGAGAGGAAAAGCUCAAAAUUACGCUCAAGGACAAACUAAGUAUUCCCCUGAUCUUUGCAAUCAGCCUGGUGAUAACUCUUGGGAUAAAGUACCCCAGGGCAGCCAGCUGUUCCCUAAAAGAUAUGAAAACUUCACGGCUGCUCACAAGCUGCAGUUGCCUGUCCGUCCAUCACUUCAUUUCUUCAAUCAAGCCCCUAAGGAAAAGAAUUUUUCUGGAGGAACGGGCAGAAAACCCCAGGAAAGCCACGUGCAAAAUGGCCACUGUGGCUUUACUUUGGGGGAUGCUUUCAACAAUAAUAAUAAUAAUGAGUGUAAGAUGAAUAUGGGCCCUAAGGAAAGCUCUCCCCAAGUAGCCGAAUAUGAUUUAUCUGUGAAAAAUGCUGUGGAAAAUGGGAGUUAUUCCUCAUACCAGGGGUGUGCCUGGCUGGAUGGGAAAAGCCUGGCAGCUGCAUCUGAAAUUCCACAUGGGAAACAAAUGGCAACAAGCCCCCAGUCAUCUUCAGGUGUUUCCACCAUGUCUGGGGGCUCUCCCACCCACCAGCCUUUCACACAGCCCUCCUACUGCUCCCAGCUCCUUCCCGCCCUCCCUCCCAGGAAAGAUGGGAGGUUACAGAUGUCAAAUGGAGUUUCCAGUCGUUUGGGGGUUCCUCAUUUCAUCUCAAAGAGCCAGAAGCAGGUGAGAGCCGUUGGGAGAGCACAGGAGGAUGCCGGGAUGAGCAAGGAGGACCGGCACGGCAAAUUCCCCGUUCGUUUUUCACCCGACUGGUCGGCGCAGCAGAAAGCUGCGGGUGAAGGCCCUGCUGAGAAAUUCCACAGGUUCCCAAAGAGGCCGGGCCAGGAGGGGGGUGGUAAAGAUGACAGAAGAGGUAGAAGGAACUGGAUCCCUCACUUGGGAUCUACGGCUCCAAACGGCCAGCCUUUCAACUCGUUUCCGAAAAAGCGUGAGCACGAUGGCGGCAGCCUGUCGGAUUUCAUCAGUCCUUCUCUGCUUCCUCCCUUCCCACUCGUGCCUGAUUUUAAGCAAAAUCCCAGCUUCCCCCCAUUUAACCACCAACUGUUUUCGUCGGCAAAUCAUUUUAAUUUCCCCGCGCCGCCGUUUCCAUUCUCGGACCUCGUUGAUGUUUUUCACUGCGACGACUUUAACCCCUUGAGUCCCUUCAUCGGCGAUCUCUUCUCUGGGGAAAUCGCUGCCCCCUGCUUGGCCUUUCCCACCCCGUUUAACAAGUGCAGACCUCCCAGGAGCCGCAGUGGCCCUGCUAACGAGCUCCACGUCCGGCUGGAGGAGUGCUACGAGCAGUGGAGAGCCUUGGAGAAGGAGAGGAAGAAGACCGAGGCUGAGCUUGCAAGGCACUUCCCAGGGCAGCCAAUCUCCAGCUCUGUCUCUAGCCCCGUGUCCCGGCUCCCUGCCAACCCAUCCCGCGUGGAUCGCCUCAUCGCCGACCAGUCCCGGGAACGAGCCAGGGUGCUGGCACUGAUUGGAAGAAUGGAGAGGCUCUGUGGCGCUCCCGUGCACAGGAACGUCUCCAGGACCUUGGAGCUCCACCUGGAAGCCAUUCAGGUGACCCAGGCACGUCGGAAGGAUGAGAUUGGGAAUGCUGCAGUCCCCCAGGGUCACGGGGUGCCACGCUACAACAACGAGAAAGAUGUGCUGGCCCUGGCAGCUGCCCUGCGAGCCCUGGCUGGUGCCACGCGCAGGGCUCGCACCGCGCUCUGGUGCGCGCUGCAGGCGACUCUGCCAAAAUCCUCUCCUGCUGGACCCGAAAAUCACCGAGAGCUCCUUCAGGAGGCACUGCAAGAGCUUUGUUCUUCAAGCACAAGCACCCAGGAAAAAAGCAGCGUGGAGCACGACAGCAGGGGAAGUGGAAAAGCUGAGGAAGCGACGAAGAUUUUGGAAUAAUCGCGGAUAAUAAAAGGAGAGCCGAGGAAUGGGGAGGGAAGGGCUCAGGUCCUGCCCAGCACCGUGAGAGGUGGAUUUCAUAGGAUGCCAGGAAGCAAAAAAUGGGUUUAUUAAGGUGCCUGGUCAGGGCUGCAGUUGUGGGAUUCUGGUGUGUAGACACAGCUUGUGGUGGUGAUAACGCAAUUUUAAUAUUGCUGGUGUCUGCUGCUGAGAAUUUUAAAGUUCAGAGGAGCUGAGCUUUUCUUCCUGUGCUUACCCAAAGCUCUGAGUCCGGCCAGGACCUGAGCAACCAGAGUGUGGCAGAACUUAAUUCUCCUUUUUUAAAUUUUUUUUUUUUUUGGUUAAUUUGACAGUUUAGCAUAUUUAAAGGCACUCAACAAUCGUUGAGGGUUUGUUUUAUUUUUAUUUUUUGCACCAUGUGUGGUUCUUUGCAGCGCCAAAGCCCUCACCGAGUGGUUUGCACCCCAUCACCGUGUCAGGAGCUGCUGUGGUGGUGUUUUUUGUGGAAGUUUCUCUCUCAGUUUGACAGGAAUAAUCAGUGUUGGGUGCUGGAUGUGUGAGAGGCUUCAGCAGCUGUGCUGCCAGUUUGGUUUCCAGCAAAACCGGUGUAAACUGAGCUCUCCCAUAGGAUUGUCCACUUCCACUUUUCCACUAAAAAAUGGAUUUUUGUAGCUUUGCAUGGAAGUGCACAUUAGCAGGUGAUAGAAAACUCGCUCAGGAUGGGAAAUUAGAUUUAGCGAUUCCUCAGUGAGUUUAAAACCAGUAACAAUGUAACACAAUAUGCACUUAAUUGAAAAAAACCCCCCAAUUAUUAUUUGUUACUAAUAUAUG
Messenger RNA from Hirundo rustica (Barn swallow), 3420 nucleotides. RefSeq lists its product as uncharacterized. Gene Ontology annotation, cellular component: nucleus; cytoplasm. Gene Ontology annotation, biological process: meiotic cell cycle; female meiosis I; mRNA stabilization. Lineage: Eukaryota; Metazoa; Chordata; Aves; Passeriformes; Hirundinidae. The record is from RefSeq and is a predicted model, not a curated record.